UGAGUCCCAACGCAUUUUGGUGGCCUGAAUUCCCAGGCAGCGCCCGACACGCGACCAACCGAGGCCUUUCCUCUUGUCGAUCCUCUUAAGGCUGUCCAGCUUGCAUUAUCUCCUCUCCACAUCCCCCAACCUCCAUCGCCAGUUCUUCCAUCCUCCACCAUGAUGGCUGGGCUCUAGUCGGUCUGGGUCUCGCUAUAAUUUCCCCUUUCUCUCCUUUCUUCCUCUUUUCUUUUUCUCAGCCUUAUCUAUCUCUUAAACGGUCCCAGUGCAGGCAGGACUGGGAUUGUUUUCCUUGCUCCCAGCUGGCUCCUUGUUUCUUAUUUCUCUGCCUAAUUGUCCAUAACCUCCCCCCUCUCCGCAUUGGGGGUGGUUCAUCACCAUGCUAGAUCCUUUCCCUCCCCCUCCGGCAUGGCUUCGGAAUGCCAUCGAGCCAUGGGCUGUGUCCGCUAACCUACCGACCCUACCUGACCAUAUCCAUGAGGUCCUGUUCGCCUUCGCCUUUUACCAGUUCAUCCACUCCUUCCUUUCGCCUUGGCUGUCCCCGCUGCUAUUCUCCAAUAAUUAUCCCAAAUUCAACCGCCGCACGAAGCUUAACUGGGACAUCCAUGUGGUGUCGUUCGUGCAAAGCACCGCCAUCAACCUGGCAUCCCUGUACGUGAUGUUCGUGGACCAGGAGCGCAAGGGAAUGGCGGCGGGAGAGCGUGUGUAUGGAUAUACUGGUCUCUGUGGACUGCUCCAAGCUCUAGGAUUGGGAUACUUCGUGUACGACUUGAUCGUUAGCACGCUGUAUAUCAACAUGUUUGGCGUUGGAAUGCUGUUCCAUGCUAUCAGUGCAGUGUUGGUGUUUAGUCUCGGAUUCCCCAUUCCUUAAUAUCCACUGGUUCUUGGAUAAGCUCAACAUGACUGGUGGCAAAGCGCAAUGCUACUGCAGAAAUGUCCAAGUUCUCUUC
This is a messenger RNA of Aspergillus wentii DTO 134E9, 950 nucleotides long. Its product is annotated as TLC domain-containing protein. The record is from RefSeq and is a predicted model, not a curated record. The transcript is spliced from 3 exons. Gene Ontology annotation, cellular component: endoplasmic reticulum; membrane. Gene Ontology annotation, biological process: lipid homeostasis. The coding region runs from base 380 to 871 and encodes 163 amino acids. Lineage: Eukaryota; Fungi; Ascomycota; Eurotiomycetes; Eurotiales; Aspergillaceae.